CCUAUGAGAACAUUGCACACUAAACCUAUGAUAGUUAUGCCACCCAAAAGUAUUUAAUUUUUAUCACGUAAAGUUUUAGAGAUAUUCGGGCUGAGAGGGAUGAAUAGAAAAGCAGUCACCAGACCAAUGCGUAGCGCGGUCAAGUCGUAGUGGGUUCCCUGUGGUGUUUCCACUCUAAGAUGGCGGUCUCCAGGCGUACCGUGGAGUUGUUUUAUGAUGUCGUCUCUCCGUACUCCUGGAUAGCGUUUGAGGUUCUUUGCCGUUAUCGACCAAAGUGGAACUUGGACUUGAAGUUCCGUCCUUGCUUUCUUGGUGGGAUCAUGAGUUCUUCAGGUAACAGACCACCAGGUCUUGUGCCUAAUAAAGCUAAAUACAUGGUAAAAGACAUUGAGCGACAAAGAGAGUACUAUGGUAUACCCAUUGCACAGCCCUCUAACCCAGUGGAAGUAAUGUUUGAGAAAGGUAGCUUAUCAGCCAUGAGACUUCUGACAGCAAUUGACAUAGCCCACCCUGACAAAAUUGAGCAACUGUCACGAGAGUUAUGGAUGAGGAUAUGGUCAAGGGAUGAAGAUAUUGUGUUACCUGAAAGCCUGAAACAGGCUUGUUUAGCAACUGGUUUUAGUGAUACACAGUCUACAGCAAUUAUAAGCCGACUGUCUGAUCAGGAUAUCAAGGACAAGCUCAAAGAAACAACACAAGAAGCCCUAGAUGCUGGAGCCUUUGGGGCACCUACUAUAAUAGCCCAUGCAAACGGAGCAAAGCACAUGUUCUUUGGAUCUGACCGGUUCUUUUUGAUAGCUCACCUGUAUGGUGUCGAAUGGGAGGGGCCUCUUUAUCCUCCACCUUCAUCGCUGUAAAGUGCAAGCACGAAAUUGUUGCAUCAAAUGCUGUUUUAGACAAUUUGAUAUAUCUUAUAGGUAGAUCCAAUCUUAUAGCUUAGUAACGUAUGUAUUUUAGAGAAUUAUGUAUAUGAAAAAAAUAAAAAAAAAACUAUAACCUGUAGCUUGUAACAGAAGAUCUAUCUGGUGUUCCUGAAAUAAUGCUGUUAAGGCGUGUAUAUGACCAAACCUCGAACGAUUAGACUACGCCCCCCACGGCCUGUGAAGUAUUCACAUAUCAAAAGUUAUGAACAUCGCAAAAUAGAAACACCACGAUGGGUAUUGUUUAUAUGUAGCAAAUCACUGAGGUCUAUAUCUAGUAGCAGGUGACAUCAUGCAAAUGAAGAUGAAACAGUCGACUUCGCUCAUUUGCAUGUUUGCGUUUGGAAUGGCACAUGAAAAGAACGGCGUAUGAGCUAUGCCUAAGUGAAAAGCGUAUGGACUAGGCCUAAGAGAAAAGAUUCUGUUUGAAAGUCAUCCGAAUGUGUGUGUGUUUUUUUUCUUUUCUGCAUUACUGUGCUUUUGUCUGUUUUUUUUUUAAGCCUGGUGCUUUCGGUGUUCUCAUAGGUCAGCGGUCAUUCCGAAUGCAAAUUAACCAAUUCAAUUGUUCUGUGUUCAUUUUCGAAAUAUUUAGUUGAUAUAUUAGACAAUUUUGUAGAGAGGUCAGUUUUAGUCUUAGGGAAAGUGACAUUCUUUACGGAGCCGUCGCCAAAAACUCAAUACAACCCCUUAAUCCUAUCUUUAAAGGGCGUCGCAUUACACAUGAUUCAGGGUAUAACCUCAGGUCUAAGUCUACAUCGUAUCAGAGGCCUACUUAUACGAGUCGUUUCAACAUGUUCGUUACUGUUAAAUAUGCUGAUUACAUUUGAUUAAUUGUACUUUAUUGUAGUGCUUACUUGUAUCUCUGACUCACCUGUAAUCCAGGCAAUACUGCAAAAGGUUGAAUUAAACUUAAAGCUAUGCUACAUUA
Messenger RNA from Nematostella vectensis (starlet sea anemone), 1848 nucleotides. RefSeq names its product glutathione S-transferase kappa 1. Gene Ontology annotation, biological process: glutathione metabolic process. Gene Ontology annotation, cellular component: mitochondrion; peroxisome. The coding region runs from base 180 to 857 and encodes 225 amino acids. Gene Ontology annotation, molecular function: glutathione transferase activity; glutathione peroxidase activity. The record is from RefSeq and is a predicted model, not a curated record. The transcript is spliced from 9 exons. Lineage: Eukaryota; Metazoa; Cnidaria; Anthozoa; Actiniaria; Edwardsiidae.